AUGGCCAUGAUGAAGCGACGACGUGAGAAGGAAACUAGUGCACAAGUGGAUGCAGCGGAUGAAUUCAAGAAACAAAAACUAGCAACAGCUGGUGGCAAUAAGUAUGUUAACAAACAGCGCGUGCUCGUUUUCUCAUCGCGCGGGAUUACGACCCGCUAUCGUCAUCUCCUGGACGACUUUCGCAAGCUACUACCGCAUCAUAAGCGUGAAGUAAAGCUUGAUACUAAGGACACAUUGCAUGUGGUCAAUGAGAUUGCAGAGAUUAAAGGUUGCAAUACGACCAUCUUCCUUGAGGCUCGUAAGCGUCAGGAUCUUUACAUGUGGGUCAGUCGCAUCGGGACGGGUCCAAGCGUCAAGUUUCUCGUGCAGAACGUGCAUACCAUGGAUGAGCUCAAGAUGACGGGCAAUGCGCUUGCUGGCUCGCGACCACUACUGACGUUUGAUAAGGCUUUUAACGAGAUGCCACAUCUUCAGGUGAUUAAGAAACUAUUCACACAAGUAUGGGGUACACCGAAAGCACAUCCAAAGAGUAAACCGUUUAUUGACCGGGUCAUGAGCUUUUACUACGCUGACGGCAAAGUCUGGUGUCGUAACUAUCAAUUAGCAGACGAUGCCGACACAAAGAAGGCAGAGCUAGCGGCUUUGCAUCGUGGUGAGGACCUCGUCCAGCUCAUUGAGAUCGGUCCACGUUUUGUCAUUACUCCAGUUCGCAUCUUUGAUGGCAGUUUUGGUGGUCAGACACUGUACCAGAAUGAGCACUACGUGUCUCCGAACGAAACUCGUCGUGAUGUGAAGGCUGACAAGCGUGAUCGCUAUGUGUCUCGUAAGACGGCAGAAAAUGAACGCAUGGAUCGACUACCUGAUCGUAAAUUGCCGGAAGAUCAAUUUGCCGAUGUCUUUGCUGGUACAAAGCAAUAG
Peronospora belbahrii is the source of this 918-nucleotide messenger RNA. Lineage: Eukaryota; Oomycota; Peronosporomycetes; Peronosporales; Peronosporaceae. The record is from the annotation of a GenBank genome assembly.